AUGAAUAAAACAGGUAUAUCAACAUCAGCUGGCAUCAACGAUUUCCGCGGUCCUACAGGUGUUUGGACGGCUCGAGCAAGAGGUAUUGCUUCACCGCCACAGACUGUUCGCAAUCCAGAACCAACAUUGACACAUAUGGCCUUCGUUGAGCUAAUGAGAAAUAAUUAUCUCAAAUUUUUAGUUUCUCAAAAUUGUGACGGUCUUCAUCUUAAAAGUGGAAUAUCAACGAACAAAAUUGCUGAACUACACGGAAAUUCCAACUGUGAAGCUUGCGCAAAGUGUGGAAAAGUCUAUUACAGACAAGGACAUGUCCACAACUAUGAACAUAAAACUUGGCUAACGGGAAACCCGUGUACAACACCGAACUGCAAUGGACGUCUACGUUGUACAACAGUUGCCUUUACUCAGUCGAUGCCUGAUGUUUGUUUGGAUAGGGCAAUUAAGGAAUCGCAAAUGUGUGAUUUAAGUCUGUGUAUGGGAACGUCGAUGCGAGUUGCGCCUGCAUGUGAACUCCCAGCUAUGAAUUUAAAUUCUGGACAAAAAAGGAUGGUCAUUGUCAAUUUACAAAAGACUCCAUAUGACGAUUUAUGUGCACUCAGAAUAUUUGCACGAUGUGAUGAUGUGAUGAAAAUGGUAAUGAAAGAAUUAAAUUUAACAAUUCCGCCGUAUACCGAUUUGACGUUGUGGUCAAAUGCACAAUGGUUAAAGGAUUUUGAACAGAAUUGGCCUUUUCGAACUGCCGGUGAUACUGGAUGGUUUUCCGGAGAUAUUUAA
Rotaria sordida is the source of this 774-nucleotide messenger RNA. The record is from the annotation of a GenBank genome assembly. NCBI's taxonomy places the organism in Eukaryota, Metazoa, Rotifera, Eurotatoria, Philodinida, Philodinidae.